This is a messenger RNA of Mizuhopecten yessoensis (Yesso scallop), 2275 nucleotides long. RefSeq lists its product as uncharacterized. Gene Ontology annotation, molecular function: protein binding. Lineage: Eukaryota; Metazoa; Mollusca; Bivalvia; Pectinida; Pectinidae. Bases 329 to 1372 code for a protein of 347 amino acids. The transcript has 3 exons. The record is from RefSeq and is a predicted model, not a curated record.
CGUCAGCCCACCUCUCGGUCCGUACAGUAUCUAUACACUACUGUCAAAGCCGGCAGUUGUACAUGUGUUCGGGGAUACAACAGACUUGUGUUAUAUAACAGGUUACGUGAUCUGUGUCAAUCAGUUGUUUUAUUUCGUGUCGGAUACUUGUUUGUGUUUACUUGGACCACAGGUGGACCGAAUCAGACCCAAGACGAACUGUAAAAUAGCGCCACAGCCUACACCGCAUGUAAACAUGUGACCGACAUGUGUGGUACACGUAUAUUUAUUACCUGUACAGUGUAAGAACCUUCUCUCAAAAUCAGAAUUUAUUUACAAAGCCACAAAGAUGCCUACACCAAGCUGGCCGAAUGCUGGCAUAGGACCCGAUGGGUUCUCGUUUCCAUCUACAUUCCAAGAUAGUUUUCACAAGCCAGUCCAAAUUGAUGAAGACGUCGAACCUGAAAACACCAACGAAAGAAACUCGGAGCAAAAUAGACUGGAUAGAGUUCGAAAAGGAUCUGCCUUGAUCAUCAACAUUCCACAGUCUAGCGGUUAUGACAGUUAUGACGAAAAUCCGAAAAGCAUUAAAUCAAAUAUGCUUAACAUGGAUAUUGAACAAAAUAAUACUGAUGAUAAUCAACUUGAACAAAAACAGUUUUUAGAUUCUGCAGACGGACAAGGCGAGGCCGAAAGACGGAAAAAGAGGAAGAUAUUUAAAUGUUAUUUGUCUAAAUGUAGAUUAGCGUUUGCUUCAGUGGCAGGGAUCUUUGUACUAUUCAUUGUGAUAUUUGGAGCGAUUUAUUUAGCAAAACAUUUGGAUUCUGAUGAUGACAAGGAUAGUGAUGACAUUUCCACAAAACCACUUCAAGUUGAUAUUAAUGAUAUUGUUACAACACCAAAACCUCCAAUUAACACAGACAUCUCACCCUCGAAGGAUCCCAACCACCCAGUAGUGGCGAUUAAGAUGGUUGUGGACGAAAAUUAUGCACAAAACGGUAAAGGUCACCUAGUGCUGUGGAAAGCACCCCAGGGUAAACACGUCCACCAGGGAAUCACCUAUAACAACGGCUCCUUCACAGUACCGGUCGACGGGUUCUACAGUUACAAAUCCACUCUCAAAUUUGACACCCGCAAAGACAACUUGGAAUCCGAAAAAGAACUCCAUUUCCACCAUUGUAUUAACAUCAAUGGCACACAGAAAAGUACUUGCACAACAAAUGGAAUUCCAGUGAAUGCAAUUCGAACCAAUACCGCGCAAGAUUCUUGGGUGUACAUACGCGCAGGACAGGAAGUGUACGUCACAAUUAAUAAAGUCGGUUUUAUUUCGGAUUCAAGCGACAGCAAUACAUUCACAAUGAGUUUACAUUCGGGUUCGAAGGAAUCUCGGUGAGCCACUUCCGGUAAUCAUCCUAAAAAACGGAUAUGUGUAACUCUUUACUGAUAUGAAAUCGACUUCCCCGUCGAUGAGGUUGCCAUAGUUACUUCCGGUAAUCAUCCUAAAAAACGGAUAUGUGUAACUCUUUACUGAUAUGAAAUCGACUUCCCCGUCGAUGAGGUUGCCAUAGUUACUUCCGGUAAUCAUCCUAAAAAACGGAUAUGUGUAACUCUUUACUGAUAUGAAAUCGACUUCCCCGUCGAUGAGGUUGCCAUAGUUACCGAGCGCUGCAAUUGGACAUCUUGGCAUUAUUCCAGAAAAUGAAGGUCAUUUCAUAUUGAAAUUGACUCCAUGAUGACCAUGCGUCAGUUCUGCGCAGUGCAGAAAAUGUGACGUGAUGGCAUCACACAAAGGUCGGUGGAACGUACUUUUGACUCGCUUUUCAAGCAUUUUUCGUGUUGUAGACGAAACUCGUGAAAGAGAUCUGUCAAUUUAAGUAUCCGUCCUUAAGGAAAUGGAUGCCUUCUUUUCCAGGACCGGAAAAAAACAUUGACCUUUGUUUUCUAACAGACUUGUGAAAAGCGCAGUCGGAGAACUGACAUUUGAACUGUGAUUUUAUAAAUCACUUGGCUUGAAGAGCUCUGAUCAAUAUACAAUUGAUUGCCUUGAAAAAUCAAACAUUCAUUCGUUGCGAUUUUAUUUGAAACCUAGUUUUCCAUAAAACUGAGAACCUUUCCAAGGAAUUGAUGUUGGUUGUUAACUUGUCAGCAAGAGCUGAUAACUCUGAAAAAUAGCAUUAAAUCCGUAGUUAUUUCGAAGACAGCUGCUGUUGCGGAUGUUGAAUGUGUACGAUCAAAACUGGACAUUGCGUGUCUUGGGCCAGCAAAUAAAUCUGUUGCAUGCAAUGAAUGAAAAUAG